GACAGUUUCUGUUCUGCCGAUUUGAACCACUUCCUGGUCCGGGAAAUCUGACAUUAUCGCGAUAGACAGCCUGCUCGGAUGCAAUUCAGCGGCAGGGGCCUGACAGAGGAUUGCGAAACUAUUUACCCAAAACAAACAGGUUAACAAACCUAGCUGUACAAUCUGAGCACAUUUCGUAGCGCACGUCGAGACUGAGCUAUGGUCCGGGACGUGAAGGAGACUCUUCAUUGUUGGGGAUGAGACGACAACGAAUGUCACAGCAUUUGCAGUUUGAGGCUCGUUGACUCUGUGUUGGCUCAGGAUGGCGCAGGGAAGCGACUACCACAUCCUGCAGGACCUGAAGCAGCGUUUCCCAGAGAUCCCAGAAGGGGUAGUGUCACAGUGCCUUCUACAGAACAACAAUAACCUGGAUCUUUGCUGCCACCUGCUGGCUCAGGAGAGUAAUAGAUACCUGUAUGGAGAGUUCCAUCACAGUCCAGAGGAUGGGCGUCUCAGCCGAAACCACUUGCUGCACAUAAGCCUGGGCUACCCAGGCUCAGAGGCAAGCAAGACAAAUGGUGGAGCACCAGGGCGCUCCUUAGUUCACAGUACCAGUGAUAGUCAUAUUGAACCCCAGCGGCCCAGCUACCCUGAGCCACUGUCCGCCCCUGCUAACAUAGCCCCCUCCCCGGGGUACAACCCCUUUUUCAUAAACGAUCAGAGUCGGUCAGCGAGCACGCCCACCCCCCCACCUACAAUGCAGGGCAUGUCCCCCACAUAUUCCCCUGUCCAGCGUUAUACUAUGAACCCUAUAACAGUCACACUCUCACAAAAUAUACCCAGUGUCCCACAAGCUCUGCAGAUCCCAGGGCACUAUGCUAGCAACUCCAACACUACCUUGUACAUUAGACCCUCACCUUCCCAGAGCCCACAGCCACCGCACUGGUCCUCCUCAGGGGCGCCUGCAUAUCAGCAUCAGCAGUCCCCGUACAGUACUCCGACAUAUGGCUCCCCUUACAGCUCUCCCCAGCAUCAGGUCCAGCCACAGCCCCAGCCGCAACCGCAACCCCAGCACCAGCAAUAUGUCUUCCUCCCUAUUAGCUCUCCAACCAUCCCAAGCCUGCCGUACCACCACCAGCAACAACCCCAGCAACAGCCAGCAGUUUACAGGCCCUAUCACACAAAAAGCUCCCUCAAGAACCAGAUAGAGAUUACCCUGGAGGGUCCAAGACCUCGCAGUAACUCCCCUGUGCACAACCCCCACCCCCAAGGAACGAUUUACAUGGCCACCAGCCCCUCACCCAGUUCUCCCUCAAGGGGCAUCACUAUGACUGGACCUCAAGGCCCGGCAUCCUUCCACCCUGGGAUGUAUCUUCAUCAUCAGGGCCCUGCAAGGCCUCGGCCCGCCUCCUCUCCUCAACCUGGCCAAUCAGCUUACACCUUCAAAAUCAAAGUGUCCCCAGGAGGCCAGGCCCAGAGGCCACCCAGUUCACCCCCUGUGGCCGAAGCUGAGUCUCUUCUCAACAUCGUGGACCAUGGGGAGCACAACGCUGCCCCUCCACCCAUCCUGCCCAUCUCUGCUCUACCGGGGAGCACUGCAAGUCAGUUUCACCAAAUGCCCCGACGUUCAAGCUCAGGCUCUGAUGACUAUGCCUACACACAAGCGCUCCUACUCCACCAGCGGGCCCGGAUGGAGCGUCUGCUGAAGGAGCUCCUGAUGGAGAAGCAGAAAUUAGAGCAGCUGAAGGCAGAUGUCAACAAUAUGGAAUAUGACGCCCUUCAGAGGCGCUUUAGACGAGUCAACUCCACUAGUUUUAUACCCAGACCUGAAGAGAUGACCCGAUUGCGGAGUCUGAACAGACAGCUUCAGAUUGAUAUCGACUGUACCCUGAAGGAGACAGAUCUUCUGCAAUCGAGAGGGAAGUUUGAUCCGAAAGCAAUGAGCAACUUUUAUGACAACAUUCAGCCCGGUCCAGUCGUGCCCCCCAAACCUGGGAAGAAAGCUUCUUUUCUUUUCACCAGAAGCAGAGCAGCCUCCAAAGCCAGUGCCAGGGCCUCAGAGAGAUGAAGACUUCGAAGGCGCCCAGUGGAACUGUGAAAGCUGCACCUUCCUCAACCACCCUGCACUCAACCGCUGUGAACAGUGCGAGAUGCCGCGCUACACCUGAGCUCAGCGCCCGCUCUGUAUUGCCCACCCUCGCCCCCCCUCUCUUGCAGGUCCUUGGCGAGUAUAAGCUCCACCCUUUAAGAAUCUGUCCAGAGGUCUUCCCCCUGUCAGUCAAUAUAUAAGACCCUCUUACCUGCUGAGGAGGAGCCACUAUCCCGCUCUGCCCACUCGCCCCGCUUCAGUCUACGACUCCUGUGCACUUUGACCCUUCAUUGGCAGACAAUGAUUCCUUCUUUUGGGACAGCUGGGACUCUUCUCAAAGCGAAAUGUAUCAAAUCUGGAGUGGCACUGCGUGACUCUGGCAGCGGUUGGGACAGGGCUUCAGAAAAGGUCAAAGCAACUUAGGAUGAAGGAUGAAGAGGAAGAGGAGCUACAGUUUACCUAAAGAACAUUCCAUGCAGAAUGAGUGACUGCCUUGUUUACACGACUGCGCCCAUUCCUGAACUCAAAACGGAGGCACUUCCACUGAAGUGCAGGACCUGUGACAUCCUCUUUGACAGCGGAACAAUGAGAUCAAUGAUGUAUACGUUCUGACUAAUGCGAAAUGUAGACUGUACACUGUAUCUGGCUCUGUAUGAGAGCUCAUUUCACUGAAAGAAGAACACUAAAGACACUUGCAUAGGAGUAUAUUCCUGGUACUUUUAUGCAUAUAAAGCCACCCUGUAUUAUGUGUUCAGAAGAUGUUGAUUUCCUGUGCAAAUGCCUCAACUUGCUGUACUUAAUAAAGGAGCUGAUUCUAUGUGACUUGA
Notolabrus celidotus (New Zealand spotty) is the source of this 2895-nucleotide messenger RNA. It is a transcript of the gene tab3, whose product is annotated as TGF-beta activated kinase 1 (MAP3K7) binding protein 3. The record is from RefSeq and is a predicted model, not a curated record. Gene Ontology annotation, cellular component: extracellular exosome. Gene Ontology annotation, molecular function: ubiquitin binding. The transcript has 7 exons. The coding region runs from base 302 to 2047 and encodes 581 amino acids. NCBI's taxonomy places the organism in Eukaryota, Metazoa, Chordata, Actinopteri, Labriformes, Labridae.